This is a messenger RNA of Perkinsus marinus ATCC 50983, 435 nucleotides long. RefSeq names its product Protein phosphatase 1 regulatory subunit, putative. The record is from RefSeq and is a predicted model, not a curated record. The coding region runs from base 1 to 435 and encodes 144 amino acids. Lineage: Eukaryota; Perkinsozoa; Perkinsida; Perkinsidae. The transcript has 3 exons. Gene Ontology annotation, molecular function: protein serine/threonine phosphatase inhibitor activity; protein phosphatase 1 binding. Gene Ontology annotation, cellular component: nucleus.
AUGUCCUAUCAUGGUGUAGCUACGUCGUCCUCAGCGACGACGGCAACGACCACUGAAACCAGUAAUUCUACGACGAUUACUCUGUCCAUACCAGAUAACAAUGAGGAUGAACAACAUAAUGUCCAUUGGGCUGAAGGUACUGUAGACAACGAGCACUUGAACCGGCGGAAGACUAAGAAAUGCUGCAUUUAUCGCAAACCACGGGCAUUUGGCGAAUCCUCAUCAUCGUCAUCAUCAUCAUCUUCGUCCUCUUCUGAUGAGGGAGAGGGUAGUGGUGAUGAUGAUGCUAGUAAGAAGAAAGAAUGCGGCCAGCAUAGACGCCACCAUAAAUCCAGCAAGCGGAGCGCUAAGGGUAAACCGCCAUCAAAGAACCAGCGUAUUGGUGAUAAGCCUUCCGAUGCGACCGGAGCCUCCAACGAUUCUGAGGUCGACUAG